GUCAUUUUUAGAAGUAUAGGGGAAGUUCAUGUUUAAUCACCCGGAAGCCUACCCGCCGGAGUACCCAUACAACCACUAGCUGUCGACGUUGAAUUCCCUCCGAUACAAACUUACCGAUUAUUUCGGCGAUUGACUCCGUAAAUCUUCUUCACAAUCUUUUUGGUUGAGACAAUUUUCUCUUAUAGUUAGCAGGCAAUUAUAGAUGGAUGAGCCUGAUCCGUUGGAGCUUCUGAAUCAUUUAGAGGGCAUAUUGGAGUCCGAUCCUCUCAUUGAUGAAAUAGGAUUCAUUCACCCUUCCCAGUUUGUCUUAUUGAAUGAAGAUGUUGGCUCUCCUUCAACAUCUGUUGGUUCUGUACAAAAAACAAACUUUAGGACACUUUUCUGGAUUAGGGAUCACAAGUUGGGCAUCUCAACCAAGGUUCUCUUUCCACUUUAUGUUGCGGCCAAGAAUGCAUUUGUGGAAGCAUAUAAAAAUUAUAAAUUGCUCCAAAGAGAUGAUAAACAUGCUUCAAUGUGUUGCUCAUCUUCUUCACUUAAUCUCGAAAGUGAAUUGAUGAAGCACAGUAGGGCACUAUUGAUUCUAAGUUGUGAUUUUGGAACAGCAUGGAAUUCCAGGAAGCUUGUUCUGUCAAAGAAGCAAUCUCUUUCCAUGUUCAUGAAUGAGCUUAUCUUUUCAUCUGUGAUUCUCUCUCAUUCACCUAAAAGUGAACAAGCAUGGAGCCAAAGGAGGUGGGUGAUCAAGAUGAUUGCUGGAAAUUGUUCAAAUCUGCAAGAGAUUAUGGAAAGAGAAUCCGAGUUAGUGAAAAAACUAGCAGAGAGAUCAAAGAUGAAUUAUCGUGCAUGGUAUCACCGUUGCUGGUUAGUUUCCUACAUGUCAGUGGAACAGGUUCUGCAGGAGUUUAACAAGUCACGGGAGUGGGCUGGCCUCCAUGUUGCUGAUAACUCUUGCUUUCAUUACCGUGAACGGUUGAUGCUUCGUCUGUUUGAAGAAUCAGAACAUAGCCAGGAUCAAGAUGCUAGCUUUGAUCCAGAACUUCAUAAAUUGUUGAAGGAUGAGUUCAACUGGGUGGAGAAGUUGAUAAAACGUUAUGUGGGGAGAGAGGCAUUGUGGCUUCAUCGCCGCUUCCUCUUAACUUGCUGGAUAAGAUAUUUUGCAUGUGGUGAUCAUGAUAGAUCCUUGCCGUCUAACCAGAGAAACAUCAGGGCGGUUGAUAUUGACAUGCUCAUAGAUAAUGAAUUAGAACUAUCCCGUUCCUGCACAGUUCUACCCGACAGUGACUUUGAGGACUAUCAAGCUCAAGCAACCUUUGCUGCUACUUAUAUGGUGUGGCUCAAAAAGCAAUUAGCAGGGGCUCUGGCUAUUGAUAUUCAAAAGGUGGAAACAAGCAGAGUGAAGUCUCUCCUGACUAAUGUAUGCCCAGAAAAGAGCUUACUUUGGAAUUAUUUGCCUGAGCUAUGUAUGUGAAAUCACAUAGCCACUUCUAAUAAGAGAAGAUGAGGAAAUUGUAGCAUAGUCGUCAUAUCAGCUUCAUGGAUUUAAAAUGUCGGUAUUGCUAUACAUUUGUUUGAACUUGAUGUUUUUACUUGUUCCCUCCUAAGUCCUAAUCACACUUUCUCCAGCGGGAGUACAAUACUUCUGACAUGUCUGGGCUUCAGUGCACAUAGAUGCAUUGCCGCUGCUGCUGCACUUUCUCAUGUUACUGCAACUUGGAUACACCCAGCUAAUUAUCACGAUAGAGGUGUCUCUACAGAACACAAUUGUGAUAUAUUUCAAUGAACUUGUCUUUCUAUUCUUAGUGCUCUUGAAAAUAUUUACGUAGCUUUAGUUAUUAUUCACCUUGAAGGAAAAUGACCAAAUUGAUGCAUGUUAUUUUACCUCAUUGAGACAUGUUA
Messenger RNA from Solanum lycopersicum (tomato), 1893 nucleotides. RefSeq lists its product as uncharacterized. Gene Ontology annotation, biological process: protein prenylation. Gene Ontology annotation, molecular function: protein prenyltransferase activity. Gene Ontology annotation, cellular component: cytoplasm. NCBI's taxonomy places the organism in Eukaryota, Viridiplantae, Streptophyta, Magnoliopsida, Solanales, Solanaceae. The record is from RefSeq and is a predicted model, not a curated record.